GAGGAGCAGCAGAGGAGAGCUGCNCAGAGGAAAGCUGCACAAGAGGAGCAGCAAAAGAAAGCUGCACAAGAGGAGCUGCAGAGGAAAGCUGCACAAGAGGAGCAGCAGAGGAGAGCUGCCCUGAUUGAGGAGCAGCAAAAGAGAGCUGCACAAGAGGAGCAUCAGAGGAGAGCUGCACAAGAGGAGCAGCAAAGGAGAGCUGCAAAAGAGGAGCAGCAAAGGAGAGCUGCACAAGAGGAGCAGCAGAGGAGCGCCACUGAGGAGGAGCGGCAAAGAAAAGCUGCACAAGAGGAACAGCGAAGGAGAGCUUCUCUGAUUGAGGAGAAACAAAAGAGACCUGCAAAAGAAGAGCAGAAGAGGAGUGCUGCACAAGAGGAGCAACAGAGUCGAGCUGCAAUAGAGGAGCAGCAAAUAAUUGCUGCUCUGAUUGAGGAGAAGCAAAGAAAAGCUGCACAAGAGGAGCCACAAAAGAUAACAAAAAAGAGGGAGGAGAAAAGACCUGCUGAAAUUGAGCAGGAAAACAUAAGGACACAGAGAGAGGAGGAGAACAAGAAAGCUACUGAUAAAGAGAAAAUAAUUAUGAAAGAGGAGAGAGCUAGACAACUUGAGGAGAGCCAGGCAGAGAAGGGGAGGAGGGAAGCACAAGAACAGAUAGCUCAAAGAGAGGAUGAAAUCAUGGCUAAAAAGAGAGAAGAAGAAGAAAAGCUUGUGUCUCAGAGAGAAAAAGAGAGAGCUUCUCAGAUGGAGGAGCACAAAAGAGCAGCACAAAUGAUGGAUGCUCUCCAGUACUACGCCAUAUCCUCUACAGAAUCAGAGCGGAAACCCAAAGAUAGAAAACUACGCUCCCCUUUACCUUCCCAACAAAACAAACAUCCAUCAGUUCGUGAGUCAAAUGAGGACUCAGGAUACCACACUCGGUCUUACAGGUCCCAUGCCUCUGCAUCUCCAGCUCCUUCUCUGCCCCGCUCCAACACCUCCUCUCCUGCUCUGGGAGCCAAGCCCUCAAUGUUCAGGGUGAAGGAUAACACAAUGAGAGGUUCUCCUUUCACCAAGUCAGUCAAACCACGUUUCCAUAAGAACUUUGGAGAGGACUUCCGUGUGGGUUCCCCCAUGGAAAGGGUGUCAGAGCAAGGAGAAGAGGAGCAGGAGAUAAUGAGACAUAGUGCUGGAGUUCCUGUCCAUCCUGACACAGGGUUAAAAAAACAUGGUGUUUUUAAACAACCUUCAUCACAGGAUUACUCUGCCCAUCUCCCACAACACAGGCCUUACUCCAGGAGGAGCAUUGUUCUAGAUGAAGAUGACUCCCGCUCUGUCAUGAGCAAUAUGUCAGAAGAUGUGGAGAGUUUUGCCACCAGUGCUGCAGACCUGGCAGAUAUACGAGGCUUGUAUGACCUCGAUAGGCCAGAAUCGGCCUGUAGUUACAGCAGUGAUGUGUCUCGUUCAAUGGGCAAGCCUCCAGUUGUUCCCCCAAAGAGUGAGAAAGCCUUACGUAGGGCAAAAAGGUUGACUACUCGGAGGAUAAAGAAGGAGUCGUGCAAAGCAGGAGAAGACAGCCCUGCUGGAGUUGAAAAACCUCUUCAAGAAGUCCCUCCUCCCUCCUCCUCCACUGAGGUACACUCCUCCAACAAACAUGCUGUGGCUUCCCCUCAUUUUUCCUCUCCCGUGUCCCUUGCUCAUGCUCCAGCAAUGGAGUCUGGCUUGCCUUCUUCCCACACAGAGCACACAUUCUCUCACCACUCUGUCCACACUUUGCCUCAUGCCUCUGGUCCUGUCUCCCUCCCAGUUCCCUUGCCUCAUGCUGCUGCCGCUGUUAUCCUCCCAGUUACCUCACCUCAUGCUACUGGCCCUGCUUCCCACACUGCUGCUCUUAAAACAGUUUCUCAUGUUUCCUCUUCUCCCACUCUCCAUUAUGCCAACCAUCCAGCUCCAGUGACACAGUACCAUGUUGAAUCAAGCUAUCCCCAGUCCUACCCAAUGACCCAGCGCAAGGUGCUGCAAGACCUCGGCUCCGGUCAGUAUUUUGUAGUGGACGUACCUGUUCAAGUGAAAACAAAGACUUUCUUUGACCCACAGACAGGAAAGUAUGUUCAGCUGAAUGUGCGUGAAUCUGGCAAGAGCACCUCCCAACCCCAGCCCCAACAAACCUACUCUCAGCCCCAGCUCCUUGCCCAAACGAAGAUGAAGUCACAGCAACAGCCCAUCUCCCAGGCCUCUCCAACUGGCAAGCCCCUUAUGCUUUAUCAAGGCUACCAUGGGUAUUCCCAAGGUUACCAACCAGCAGCGGUCAACUCCAUGCCUCCCCACAGCUCAUCAGCCCCCUUGACUCACCAACAGAACCAACAGCCUGUCAGGGAGAACCCCAGCUACGGAUAUCCAGCCCCUGAAAUCAGACCGUACUCUGAAGGGCAUCGCUACAGCCCAGAGAAGACACCGUACAUGGACACAGUUAAUGAUACAGAGAAAACAUAUAACACAGUUUACAACACACAUGGCUCAUAUGAGGUGCUCCCAGAGUGUGACACAAAUAGCCAGCUUGCAGGAAGCUCCGUGUGUGAAAAUGAAAACUCAGCCCACUCACGAUAUCAACCCAGAGAUAUAAUAACUAUCGGUGAACUGGAAGACUUUAUGGAGGUGUCUGACUGGUGAGAACACAGACUGAUUAAUUAUGUACAAAUUAUGCAAAGCAUCAAAAGGCUUAAUAAAGUAUUUGAUUAUAUAAAGAUACCCAAAAGAAAUGAGUGAAUGGAUUGUUACAUGCAGUAUUUGAAGUGACUUUUUCCAAGUGAAUCGAUUGUAGUUUUAACAGGUCACUUUUUGAGAUGCUGUUAAAUUGUUGCUGCUGAUUGUAGAGAUUCAAUGUUUAGCUAUUUAUUGUGUUACAGAUAAGUUCACCAUUCCAUUAACAUAUGAACGUGAGAAGCUGAGAUAUGUGUAUACAGUGUGAUCAGUAUUACUGUGCCUCGUAAACCUAGAAGGAGUUUCUCAUACAUUAAACAGCAGAAGAAUGUCAACAGUGUUUAGUAGGUUGGUGGUCUCUGCUAUGAACACUGACCUGUUUAACUUUUACAUUUUUGAUGCAUGAGAUAUAUAGAUCUGCAAAUUUGUAUAUUCAACCACUGUGUCAAAGUGAAAUCAUGAUGAUAGGAUUGUUGCUGUAAUUAAGGUUUUGUUUCAUACAGUAGUCCAUUUUGGAAAAUUCAAAGUUUGUAGGCAUUUUUCUGUGUUGCUGUGAAACAGAGUAGUGUGACAUAGACUUGUUCAGCCAAUAAAAACACACCUAAUUCAACCAAACAAUUCGUCAUCACAAUGACUGUCUUACAAAA
Molecule: messenger RNA, 3323 nt
Organism: Paralichthys olivaceus (Japanese flounder)
Lineage: Eukaryota; Metazoa; Chordata; Actinopteri; Pleuronectiformes; Paralichthyidae
Source: RefSeq, a predicted model, not a curated record